AUGUCUAAGCUCAUCACCGUUUUUGGCGCUACCGGCGUCCAGGGUGGAUCCGUCAUCCGGGCCAUUCUCAACGACCCCGCUCUGUCCAAGGAGUUCAAGAUCAGGGGCAUUACUCGUGAUACCUCUAAGCCGGCCGCGAAGGAACUUGAGGCUCAGGGUGUUGAACUUGUAUCGGCUGAUAUGUCCUCGGCCGAACAAGCCGCUCCUGCCGUCAAGGGUGCCCAUUCCGUCUUCUUGAUCACCAACUUCUGGGAGAGCACCUCGGAGGAUGUCGAGGUCGCCCAGGGCAAAGCCGUCACCGACGCUAGCAAGGCCGCUGGCGUUAAGCACCUAAUCUUCUCCUCCCUGCUCAACACGACCGAAAUUAGCGGUGGUCGCCUGCCAAACAUCACUCACUUCGUUGGCAAGUCCAGGAUUGAGCAGUACAUCCGCGAUAGCGGUGUUCCCGCCACCUUUGUGCUGCCAGGCCUCUACAUGUCUAACAUGUUCACCAUGAUUAACAAGGGGCAAGAUGGAAACUAUACGCUGGCCCUCCCGGUGGAUUCAGAGAAUUCACAGGUCCCACUGUUUGACGCUGCUAGCGAUACUGGUAAAUUUGUCAAGGCUGCCAUCGAGAAGUACCCAAGCUAUGUCAACCAGCGAAUUUAUGCUGCUACAGCAUACUAUACACCAACUCAAAUGGCAUUCGAGUUCUCCGAGGUUAUUGGAAAGCCUACUGCUGCUGUAAAGGUCCCCUCAGAGGUAUUCAAGUCGUUCCUACCGGCGCCCAUUGCGCAAGAAAUGCUUGAAAACAUGCUCCUCCUCGAAGACCCAGGAUACUACGCCAAGGCUGACCUCGCGAAGAGUUUGAGUCUUGUCAGCGAGAAGCCUACUACCUGGAAGGCUUUCGUUGAGGAGAAUAAGGAGAAGUGGCUUUAG
Molecule: messenger RNA, 918 nt
Organism: Ilyonectria robusta
Lineage: Eukaryota; Fungi; Ascomycota; Sordariomycetes; Hypocreales; Nectriaceae
Exons: 3
Coding region: 1-918 (305 amino acids)
Source: RefSeq, a predicted model, not a curated record